CCUCACUUCUCACUCUGCAAAUUUAUUCUAGAGAGAGAAACUAACUCCUGUUUUUAGAGAGAGAAAUUCAAUACAGUUUUUAGGAGAGAGAAAGUUUAUUCAGCAAGUCCUUUUUAGCAAGCAGUAGUAGCAGUAAAACUCUAACCUUCUCUUUCAAAAAAGCCAAAACAAAAAACAAAAAAAGGAAAUUUAAAUUUAAUAACCCAGAAAUUUCCUCAUUCGCCCAGAAUUUCUUCACUCCUGAAUCUCUCUCCUUUGCUUAGAUUUCGACAAGAUUGAAUCCGAAAAAUGCAUCGUUUAGUCCCUUUUGUAGUUAUACAGCUGCUACUGUUACUGGGUAUUUUCAGCUUUUCUGGGAAUUCAUCGUUGUUGUUAGAGGAGAGAGAAAGGGAAAGAGGGGUUUUGCUGGAGUUCAAAUCGUUGGUUUCUGAUCCGUCAGGAAUCCUUUCUUCGUGGGUUUUUGGGAAUGAUUCCAGCGAUACCCAUCACUGUUCUUGGGUCGGUGUUGAUUGCGACGCUCAAUUUAGGGUUUCGUCGCUCAAGAUUGUCGGCGGCGGCGGCGGAGGAGGCGGUGAUUCAGGUAAAUUUGAUUAUGAUUUGAAGGAAGUUGUUGAUUGUUUUAAUGUUUCUGAGUUUCCGUUUUAUGGAUUAGGGAUUAGGAGAAUUUGUGAUGCUCGGGUUGGGAAAUUGGGUGGGGGAUUACCGGGUGUGAUUGCUGAAUUGGGUAAACUUAGGGUUUUAUCGCUUCCAUUUCAUGAAUUUAGUGGGGAAAUUCCGGGGGAGAUUUGGGGGUUAGAGAAUUUAGAAGUGCUUGAUCUAGAAGGGAAUUCGUUUUCUGGGAAGUUGCCGGAUUCUAUUAAGGGUUUGAGGAGAUUGAGGGUUUUGAAUUUGGGGUUGAAUAGGAUUGGUGGGCAGAUACCGAAUUCGGUUUCAGGAUUGGUGGGGCUGGAAUUGAUUAAUUUGGCUGCUAAUGAGUUGGAGGGUUCGAUUUCGGUGUUGGUUGGUGGUUUUCCGAGGUUGUGGGGGCUUUAUCUGUCGAAGAAUCGGUUAAAAGGGGAAAUUCAUGAUGUUUGGGGAAGUAAUUGUCGAAAUCUAAAGUAUCUUGAUUUUUCUGGUAAUGCAUUGAAUGGGAAGAUACCGGUUAGCUUGGGGAAUUGUCGGGAGUUACGAGUGCUCUUGUUGUUUUCGAAUAAGUUGCAAGGCGGUAUGCCACGUGAGCUUGGCCAGUUGAGGAAGCUCAACGUGUUCGAUGUUUCAAGGAAUAGCCUUAUUGGUAAUAUCCCAGCUGAGCUUGGCAAUUGUCGUGACCUAUCAGUUCUUGUGUUGUCGAAUAUUGAGGAUCCGGUUUAUGGGGAGUUAGAUGGUGCAUUGAGUCAUAGUGAAAGCAAUAUCUUCCAGGGUUCGAUUCCCAUGGAGAUCACCACAUUGCCGAAACUGAGAAUUCUUUGGGCUCCAAAGGCUGGUAUUGAGGGUGAGAUUUCGCGCAAAUGGGAUAGUUGUGACCGUUUGGAAAUGAUAAAUUUAUCUCAAAAUCUCUUCACUGGCAGAGCAGAUGGUGUCUUUGAUAGAUGCAAGAGCUUAGUUUAUGUUGAUGUUAGCUUAAACAGGUUUUCGGGGAAGCUCAUAGACAAUCAUCAUGAUUCUAGCAUGGACGAGUUAAAUUCUUGGGAUGGCCCUCAAUUCACAUUUAGUGCGUGCAAUUCACCGCCUUCACAAAUUUCAAACUCUCGCCAGUUGAACAAGGGUCCUACUGCAUAUCUUUCAUUCUUUGUCAGUAGAGCUUGCUUGAGAAUCUCGUCUCUCCAGUUGAAGGCCAAGUUUUUUGUGAUCCGCCGAAAUAGGAAUAAUGAAUUCAUUGAUGCUCAUAGGGUGGUAAGGAGAUCUGAAAAUGCUAGGUUACUUUCAGAAAUCAACUCAUCGUUACAUGAAACAGUGCCAGCCACGAGUGCACAGAGCAAUGCUGAGGAUCUGCAGGCUGAUGCUGAUUCUCCAUCAGGAACUGGAUAUGGUAAUGGAAAAAACCAGUUCAACUCAAUAGAGAUUGCAUCCAUUGCAUCUGCAUCUGUUAUUGUUCUUGUUUUGUUGGCACUUGUUGUCCUCUUCAUUUAUACAAGGAAAUGUGCUCCCAGAGAUAGUUCUAGGAUUCAAGUGUAUGAAAGAAGGGAGAUCAGAGUUUUCGCUGACAUUGGGGUCCCAUUGACAUUCCAGAAUAUUGUUAAGGCAACGGACAAUUUUAGUGCAGGCAACUGCAUUGGGUGUGGUGGCUUUGGUGCAACCUACAAGGCCGAGGUAUCUCCAGGAGUGAUUGUGGCUGUAAAGCGGCUUGCUGUUGGAAGAUUUCAUUGCAUUCAACAAUUCGAUGCUGAAGUAAAGACCCUUGGAAGGAUUCGCCACCCUAAUUUGGUUACGCUCAUAGGCUACCAUGCCAGUGAAACAGAGAUGUUCCUCAUUUAUAAUUAUCUCCCCGGAGGUAAUUUGGAAAGGUUCAUCCAAGAAAGAUUGACAAAGUCCAUUAAAUGGAAAGCACUUCACAAGAUUGCAUUGGAUGUGGCCCAUGCAAUCGCAUACUUGCACGAUGAAUGCAAUCCAAGGGUUAUACACAGGGAUGUCAAGCCAAGUAAUAUCUUGUUGGACAACAACUACAAUGCUUACCUUUCUGAUUUUGGCUUAUCAAGGCUGUUGGAGAAUUCUGAAACCCAUGCCACCACUGGUGUUGCUGGGACUUUUGGGUAUUUAGCCCCUGAAUAUGCUAUGACAUGUCGUGUGUCCGAGAAGGCUGAUGUGUACAGCUAUGGUGUUGUUUUGCUAGAAUUGAUCUCAGACAAGAAAGCUUUGGAUCCUUCGUUUUCCUCUCAUGGGAAUGGAUUCAAUAUUGUCUCUUGGGCACAUAUGCUAUUGCGACAGGGUCGAGCAAAAGAGGUCUUCACAGCCGGAAUCUGGGAGACUGGUCCGCAUGAUGAUUUAGUGGAGGUGUUACACCUGGCUGUAAAAUGCACUGUUGAUACACUCUCAAUCAGGCCUACGAUGAAGCAAGUUGUACAACUGUUGAAGCAACUUCGGCCACUUGGCUAGAUUUAUGUAAGUUCCAUAAUAUUUAUGUAUUUUUCACCCAGUUUUGCAUCAGCGAAUUGUUUAUGUAGUGUAUCUUAUGUAUUUUUUUAGUGCCAUUUAAGAGGGGCCUGUUGUGAAUGUUCAUUAGAAUGUAGAUAUUACUAGUCUGUCCCAAUUUAAAAGCUGUUAGGGUACAAUUUGAGAGUAUUGUAACUUGGUUCUUGCAGCAUCUGAAAUGUACAUAUCAAGAGAUGGAUAAAAUUUAUCUGGCAUUUUUUUCCAUGCCUGUAUCUUUACUUCA
This is a messenger RNA of Chenopodium quinoa (quinoa), 3352 nucleotides long. Its product is annotated as LRR receptor-like serine/threonine-protein kinase RPK2. Gene Ontology annotation, biological process: protein phosphorylation. The record is from RefSeq and is a predicted model, not a curated record. Bases 289 to 3072 code for a protein of 927 amino acids. The transcript has a single exon. Lineage: Eukaryota; Viridiplantae; Streptophyta; Magnoliopsida; Caryophyllales; Amaranthaceae. Gene Ontology annotation, molecular function: protein kinase activity; ATP binding; protein binding.